Molecule: messenger RNA, 3756 nt
Organism: Prorocentrum cordatum
Lineage: Eukaryota; Dinophyceae; Prorocentrales; Prorocentraceae
Source: the annotation of a GenBank genome assembly
GGGUUCUUGGGGUCGUGCCUAGUAUUUUAGAACCCAAUUCGGCUCAAGCCGUUGUGGCACCAAAACUGCAACAACAGCAUGUGCUUGCUUAUACUUGGAAAGUUAGGGUGCAGCUGUUCCUGCGAAUGCCAGAGCACUGACUGGCGUGGCCAUUCCAGCAAUGGAGGUGCAGGAGCCAGUUGCGGAGCCCAGCACCGGUCCGCGUGAAGAACUAUUAUCCAGAAUCGAGCAUCUCACAGCCACCAUCGAGACAGAUGCGGCUUGCAGAUCGCUCUCUUCCGACGAUGUCAAGCUGAUGGCUAGUAAUAUGUUGCGGUUUAACUUCAAGGCUGGCGAACAUAUUUUGAGGGCUGGUGAAAUGGGCACCCGUUUUUAUGCAUUGGCCAGCGGCAGCGUAGACUUGGUUCAAGACGGAGUUGUGUGCCACAAGCUUUCUUGCGGUUCCACUGUAGGGGCUGGGGCUUUGACCGCAUGGCACGAGGAGCCAUACGACGUCGUGGCGCGAGAAGACACCAUUGCCUUCGGAGUCGACGGCGCACAGUUUCUCAAGCUUCUUUCAACGAGCGCAUUACGUUCUGGACCUGAGAACCGUAGUUUCGUUGGACGAGUCCCACUCUUCCAGUUCCUACCAACGUGGGUGAGGGGCAGUAUCGCCGAUCUGACUCCGUACACAGAGAUCCUUGCAGCUGGCGAGUUCGUUUGCCACGAGGGACUCAAAGGGUUCAACAAAUUGCGCAUCCUGAAGAGUGGCAAGUUGAACUAUGUGCGCAAAAUAGAGAGCCCUCAUACCGUCAGGCGCUUCGAGCCUGGGGACGUCGUCGGUGCAGGAACCCUCCUUCCUUGGCGGCAGGGCUUGGCCGCCGCGGCCACAGUCGAGGCCGAGUGCAGGAGUGAGAUCCUCUGCAUCCCUGGUAAGGACUUGAGAGCCGUGCUGCGCGAUGAUAGCAUGUUUACGGACAUGAUCCAGAGGACCUUCAUGGUGAUGGGCCUUAAUCAGAUAAAGCUCCUUUCCGGCCUCUCCAGAGCCCACAAGAUUCACCUCGUGAAGGCCAUGGAGGUGAGGGACUACUCCCCGAAUGAGCUCGUUGACACUGGCACCGGCCUUAGCAGCGUUCAGUACGCGCACGUCAUGAACGGCUUGCUGCGCUCGCAGGGCACAGUCCCGCAGAUGGACCUUGGUAGUGGCCAAAUUUUCCUUUCCCCUGACGCCUUCUUCCCCAAUCGAUCUGGGACCCAGACAUACGUUGGGGAAGCGUGCCCCGACGAGGAGGGACGUUCGGAAUCGAUGCCGUCAGAGGUGCGAGGCAAUUUGCUCGCCGGGCCGGUCGGGUGCAAGGCUGCGCUUCUCACCAGAAGCAGCUUCGCGACGGCCCUCGCCGAGCUUGGUGUGUCGCCCAUCGUCGACGACCUGGAGGACACCACGGAGCUGGCAGAGGACAUGCUCAUGGCGAACCGCAUUCCGAUCCUCCGACACCUCUCUAGGGAGCAGGUCCAUCUCGUUCUCAAGUCGUUCGUGCCUAGUCGGUACGCCAAAGGCUCCCGCGUCAUCGAGCAGGGCGAGCUGGGCACUUCACUUUACGUCGUGGCCAGUGGCGUGCUCGAGGUGCAGAUCGGCGGAACUGCUGUGCGCACGCUCGGCAAGAACGGCAGCUUCGGCGACCGGGGCCUGCUCUUCCAGGAGCCGCGCAGCGCCACCGUGGUCGUCCUCAGCGACAUGGCCGUGCUGUGGUGCUUGGAGAAGGCAGAUUUUGUGCACGUGCUCACGGAGGACUUGCGGUCGGAAUUGGUAAAGCGUAUGGAUCUUCAAGAUACCAAUGUCGAGCUCAGCGAUUUAACAAGCAUCCGUCUCAUCGGAGAAGGCGGGUUUGGCCGCGUUUCCAUGGUGCAGCACAAGAAGACUGGCCUCAGGUAUGCAUUGAAGCAGGUGCGCAAAGAGGGCCCAACGGGACAACGGCAAGCACAGUUAGCAAUUCGAGAGUCGGAACUGUUAGCUGAGAUGGAUCAUCCUUUCACGCUGCAGUUGGUGAAGACGCUCGAGACCGACAGCAGCGUAUAUAUUUUGACAGACUUGAUCACUGGCGGCGACCUCUACACUGCUGUGCUUCAGAUGGGGAAGCCUCUGACUCACUGCGAGGCUCAAUUUUAUAUUGGUUCGCUACUUCUGGCGCUUGAGCAUCUGCACGACCGUGACAUUGUUUACCGCGAUCUCAAACUGGAAAAUGUGAUGCUUGAUGCCCGAGGUUAUAUUAAGCUUAUCGACUUUGGCAUUGCCAAGCGCCUUGACGAUACUGGGCGGACCUUCACUUGCCUGGGAACCCCACACUACAUGGCACCCGAGAUGCUACAAAACCACGGCUACGGUACUGAGGUUGACGUCUGGGCAUUGGGAGUUCUGCUGCAUAUUCUUGUUUGCAGGAGACUUCCUUUUGGCCACGUGGAGACCGACCCCGCGCAGAUUCGGAACAGCGUCCUGAAGAGCGACUUGGAGUUCCCACAGAAGUACAAAGACCAGUGCGGAAGGGCGCUCAUUCAAAGUCUUCUCUGUCGGAGACCGGAGCGCCGGCUCGGCGCGGGCAUUGACGGCCUCGACGAAGUCAGGCAGCACGCGUAUUUCAGGAUGCCUGGCGGCAAGAGUCUCUUCGAGAUGAUCAUCCGCCGGGAGCUCAUGCCGCCGGUUGUACCAGAGGGCGAACGUUACUCAGGGUCAAAACACCCUGACCAUGGAUUCAGCAUUGAUGUGGCUCGCCACGCAGAUGUGAGCUCAGGGGAAGAUCAGGCCCCGGGGUAGCAGCACCUACACCGGUGCAUCUCCCAACGCAACGGUUUGGCAGGGCUUCUCAGAGACGGCCUGAGGCAGGGACCGAAGCAGUAGACAGGCACACGACCUUCUUCGGCGUACCACUGAGCGUAUUGUCCUCAGCGCCUGAAUGGCAAUCGAUCAUCCUGCCAAUGUCCCCCGCUGUAUGCUAGCUAGUCCCCGGGCGGCAACAGACUGGAAUGCUGAAUGCCCCUUCUCUCGCAGAUAAGUCCUCGAUAAAGACUCUAGUCCUGGCUGCAACGCUCUCGCGGGAGCAACGGUCACGCAGCCCAUGUCUAUCUUUCGCAGAGGCCAGCCAGAUAAGAUAUGGUUCCGUGCUGGUCUUGCCGAGUUGUUGCUAAAAGCUUGUUCGCGCUACGACCCCCUUGGGCGCGCUGCGCAGCGCGCAAACGGCGACGGUCCACUAGUCGCAAUCUCCCCAUCCAGAGACCGUCGCUCGCACGUCCACAGCUUGUGGUUCCCGCCCGCCUUGCAGCGCUGAUUCUUGAGUUCCAGGUCUGGCUCAGCAGUAGAUCAGUUGGUGGAGGCUCCCCAACAUGUAGCAGUGGAUGCAAGUCUAGGUAGCGUGAACGUCACCCUAGAGAAUCAUUCGGAUUUGCUGAGAUCAGCCUUUGGAGAAGGCCCUGGUUCUCAUUGCACCGGCCUCAAGCCCUAUACGGGGAAAUGAAGAAUCGAGUUUUCCAGAACUCGAGAUUGCCGCCGCUCGUUGACGGGUCCGGCACGAAUUUUUAUGGCCCUGUUUUCGUCAAAUGUUUGCAGCAGCAUGUCGCAUCAAAUUUCAAACUAGGUACCGCAAUUGUUCCUUUGGCGCUGUCAGGCAAAUUCGAGUCCUCCAAAUGGAGGUCUUACGUCUCCCCGACUUGGAGGAAGGAAGCCCGUACUUGCCCCGCGCAAGGUCUCCAGAGGACCCGUGCCAAAAAUAGUUGAAGGUCUACCAG